AUGAGCGAAUCUGGCGAUGACAGACCACCAGCAGAUGUUGGAGGGGAAGAUCGACCUUCCGAGAAUGAAGAUCAACUCAACGAUCUAAACGACGACUUUGCAGAUCGCGCCUCGAAGCAUGCCGCCGACGCAGAUGACUCUGACGACGAAUCACUUCUGUCUGAAGUCGAUGAAGCUCAAUUCGCCGACUUCGAUGCUUCUGCUGUCCAGGUGGCUCCUGACUUCGACACCCUCAACAAGAGCAUCAAGGUCACAAAGCGGAAACGAGUCGAAGGUGAAGACUUGCCGCAGAAGAAGAAGGGGGUAACCCGAGAGAAGGUUCGAAAAAACAAACGGAGACGCGGUAGCGAUGAUGGUUUUUCUGGGGGUGAAGAGGUCGAGGGUAAGAGACGAAGGGCCAGGGGUGGAGCAGAUGGCGAGAGGAAGCCUCGACCUGCACGAGUUGAAAUCAACGAUGAAGAUUUGACACCGGAGGAGCGCAGACGACGCGCGCUCGAUCGGGCUAUGGACGCAGCGGUCAAGAAGUCAUCUGGCAAGAGGAUCAGAAAGGGCGAAAUCGAUCUCGAACAAAUGGCAGACCAGGAGAUCGAAGAGAUACGGAAUCGCAUGGUCGCAGCAGCAGAGGCUGAUGGAGAUUUAGUACGACAAAAUCUGCCUGCCUCUCAGAAGCUGAAGAUGCUGCCGGAAGUACUUUCUCUGCUCAACCGCAACACUUACGUCCAGUCUAUUUUGGAUCCAGAAACCAACCUCUUAGAAGCAGUUCGAUUUUUCUUGGAGCCCUUGACAGACGGCAGUCUUCCAGCAUACAACAUCCAGCGUGAACUACUUGCAGCACUUGCCAAACUGCCGAUGAACAAAGAGACUUUGAUUUCUUCUGGCAUUGGGAAGGUGAUCCUCUUCUAUCGAAAAUCGAAGCGUACCGAGCCAGCCAUUAAACGGCAGGCAACCAAACUGAUGGAAGAGUGGUCGAGGCCGAUCUUGCAGCGAAGCGAUGACUACACCAAGAAGACCUGGGCACGUGCAGCUUACGAUCCUACAAAGAAGCGCGACGAUAUCCAAGCUGCAUCAGUAUUGGUUCCCAAGGCGAAAAGUAAUGUAGCACCAGGACACAGGCCGAGCAACCGGGCAAGAUUGCUGCCCGGAGCCACGAGCUACACCAUUGUACCAGAGGUUUCCAUCGUUCGACGUUGA
Exophiala aquamarina CBS 119918 is the source of this 1191-nucleotide messenger RNA. RefSeq lists its product as uncharacterized. The transcript is spliced from 2 exons. Bases 1 to 1191 code for a protein of 396 amino acids. Gene Ontology annotation, biological process: poly(A)+ mRNA export from nucleus. Gene Ontology annotation, cellular component: nucleus. NCBI's taxonomy places the organism in Eukaryota, Fungi, Ascomycota, Eurotiomycetes, Chaetothyriales, Herpotrichiellaceae. The record is from RefSeq and is a predicted model, not a curated record.